Molecule: messenger RNA, 984 nt
Organism: Colletotrichum scovillei
Lineage: Eukaryota; Fungi; Ascomycota; Sordariomycetes; Glomerellales; Glomerellaceae
Product: alcohol dehydrogenase
Exons: 6
Coding region: 1-984 (327 amino acids)
Cellular component (GO): cytoplasm
Source: RefSeq, a predicted model, not a curated record
AUGGCCAAGACUUUCCAAUUCCAGGACAUUCAAGUCAACUCGCCAGGCUUCGGCGCCAUGGGCCUGAGUUUCGGCCUGGGAAGCAAUUUGAGCUUGGAAGAAGCUGAACCCGUUCUUCUUAAGGCAAUUGAGCUCGGAUGCACAUUCUGGGAUACAGCAGUCGUUUACCAGGCUGGUGUUAACGAGAAGCUUCUCGGCGACUUCAUCAGAAAGCACAACGUGCGGGACAAGGUGUUCAUCGCUUCCAAGUGUGGAUUUGACGUUUUUGGCUCCGGCGGUAUCACCAACUCUGCUUCUCACAUCAAGGAGUACAUCGAGGGCACUAUUGAGAGACUUGGUUUCACUCCUGACCUCUAUUACCUUCAUCGCAUUGAUCCCAACACGCCCCUCGAGGAGUCAAUCACAGCGCUCGAUGAGAUCCGCAAGGCCGGCAAGACGAAGUACAUCGGUCUUUCUGAGUGCUCAGCUGCCACUCUUCGCAAGGCCAACUCAAUUGCCAAGAUCGAUGCUCUUCAAGCCGAGUACUCAGCUUUCGAGACCAUCCACGAGACUGACGGUUUGAUUGAAGCUGCAAAGGAACUCGGAGUUGCCUACGUGGCUUACAGCCCCCUGGGUCACGGAUGGCUCGUUGAUGACUUCCAGUACAAGAGCCCAGACGACUUUGCACCCAACGAUUUCCGUCGUGGAAGUCCCAAGUUCCAGGGCGAGAACUUCUACAAGAACAAGGCUAUUGUUGAUGAGAUCAAGAAGCUUGCUGUGCGCAAGGGAGUCACGCUACCUCAGAUUGCCCUUGCCUGGGUUGCCGCUCAGGGAAUGAUUCCUAUCCCUGGCACAACAAAGGCCAAGAGAUUAGAAGAGAACUGGGUAUCAAGAGACGUUAUUUUCUCCGACGAGGAGAGGGUGGAGAUGCGGAAGAUUAUCGAUGCGGCCAAGCCCCACGGAAACAGAUACAACCCAACCCAGCAGGCUAUGGUUGGACACUAA